Canariomyces notabilis is the source of this 2460-nucleotide messenger RNA. RefSeq names its product MFS general substrate transporter. Gene Ontology annotation, molecular function: transmembrane transporter activity. Gene Ontology annotation, cellular component: membrane. The coding region runs from base 1 to 2460 and encodes 819 amino acids. The record is from RefSeq and is a predicted model, not a curated record. The transcript is spliced from 8 exons. NCBI's taxonomy places the organism in Eukaryota, Fungi, Ascomycota, Sordariomycetes, Sordariales, Chaetomiaceae. Gene Ontology annotation, biological process: transmembrane transport.
AUGACGGGGAAGCAGUUGAACGAGCUUCAGCGGACCAUCCUGGGGAGGCUGUUCCAGCUUGCGAAGCUGAAAGACUCGGAGCUUGCCUGGGUCAUGGGCGUUGGUGAGAGGACGAUUCGUCGGCGGAGGUACGAGUAUGCCGAAACGGGCCAGCUCAGAAAGCAUAAAGACGUCAGUCAGAAUGCGGCAAAGUUGAAGCCACAUCAUCUCGAGAAGCUACUGGAGUUCCACAAAAACCAUCCAGAUGCUAUGCUCAAGGAUCUGCAGUCUUUUCUCCGAGAGACGUUCGAUGUUGAGGUUAGCGUUUCAUCCAUCAGUCGGCACGUGAGUAAGGCGCACGGCGACGACCGGAAGGACCCAAAAGCACGACCGAAGAAGCCGAGAGGGAUAAGAAGACGUGCUAUCGCCCCCGAAAUCCAGCAAGGCGUCGGCGGCAACGGCGGCAACGGCGGCAACGGCGUCAAUGUCAGCAACACUACUCAAACAGCUGCCGCCCACUUGUAUCAGGAUCAGUACCAGCUGGCUCCGCUGCAGCAUCUGGUGGCUCAACACGAGACACCCCGCCAGGAACUGGGGUUACAAGGACCCAUGUAUCAUGCUCAUGCUGCCGACCGCCAACAACUCCGCUAUGAGCUCGACCUCAAUUCCUGGAAUCUGAGAAUUUGGGGCGUGGCCGCCUCUGGUUUCCUGACAGACUCAUACAACCUGUUUGCAACCAAUGUGAUCCUCGCUACCCUUUCGUUUGUCUAUUUUCCCCACGAAAAGUGGUACGGUCUAAUCAUCAACUUCUUUACCCUUCUCGGGUCCGUGUGCGGUCAACUGCUCUUUGGCUACCUCGCCGACAAAUAUGGCCGGACUCGCCUUUAUGGCAUUGAGCUCGUCCUCGUCAUCGUCUCCACUCUGGGCGUCGCUACGACCAGCACCGGCUAUGGCGACAUGUCUUUUCUUGCCCUGUUUACUUGGUGGCGUUUUGUUAUGGGAAUCGGAAUCGGAGCCGAAUACCCCUUAUCUGCAGUAAUCACGUCAGAAUGGGCAAGCACCUCGUCAAGGGCAACCAUGAUUUCGUCCGUAUUCAUGAUGCAGCCCGUGGGUCAAGCCCUCGCACAGAUCGUCGGCCUUUUGGUCCUGCUGGGCCAGGACGCUGCCUUUGGUUUGCAUGACAAGAAAUGCGGCAUCGAUGCGCUGCAUGAAGAGGAGUGCAAGAAGAUCAUUGACGGGAUAUGGCGCUGGGUCAUUGGCUCGGGCGCCGUUCCCGCCGUCUUGGCCAUCAUCUUCCGCUUCUUCCUCUACGACUGCGGCCUCUACACGCUCGAGGUCAAAAACAAACCUGGCAACGCCUUCCAGGACACGCAGCGAGUGUACGGAGCCCCAGCACCUGCCAAUGGCAUACCGUUGGCGCCCCACGUCAGCUCCAGUCUAUACUCUCCGCGCACAAUGCCGGUGCAGUUUUCGCUCAAGGACCUGCACGCCUUUCUCAUCAGGGACAAGAACUGGUAUUACCUCCUCGGCACUUCCAUGACAUGGUUCUUUUUGGACGUAUCAUUCUAUGGCUUUUCGUUGGAUAACCGGGGCACUCUUGCCGAUUUAUGGGCUACUACAGACUCCGUGGAGCUCAAUAGCUCGCUCCCGUGCUGGAAUUCCACGCUGCCCGGAGGGAGAUCGCUGGUUCCUGGUUGGGUGGAGACGGGCCUGCCAACCUGGCAGACGGAUGACACGCUGCUCUGCAACACCAUCUACGAGGUGCUCAUCGAGCAAACCAAACAGUACCUGCUCACCGUGUCCAUCGCCUCCAUCGCAGGAAGCGCCUGCUUCAUCUACUUCGCAAACAAAAUCCCUCGGCGGAGGUGGCUGACUACCUCCUUUAUCGUUCUGACUGUCCUAUUCCUAGUCACCGGCGGCGUCUAUUACGCCGUAGCUCACACCUCCCGCUACCCUGCAACGGUGCUGUUCGUGGCCAUCUGUCAUUUCAUGUUCAACUUUGGCGCCAAUACGCUCACCUUCAUCAUCCCCGCCGAGAUUUUCCCGACUUGCUAUCGAUGCACCUGCCACGGCAUCUCGGCUGCUGCAGGAAAGCUCGGCAGCAUCCUUGCAGUCCUGGUCGUCUACGGCAUCAACUCGGGCUAUUCGCAUUCCAAGCGCCAGGGGCUCAUCUUUUUGCUCUUUGCCACCUUCAUGGCCCUCGGCGCCAUCUACUCGUGGGCCUACAUCCCCGACAUCCAGCGCGUCGUCUACGACGGCGAGGGCGGCAAGAAGCGGCUCGAGACCAAGAACCUCGAGGAGCUGGGCGAGGGUUACAUGCGCGCCCGCCAGGAGGGUCAAUUGCUCAACUUCAAGGAGAAGUCGGCCGAUUUGCGGAUGAGGCUAGCAGAAAAGAUGAGACCAAGGCGCCGCCUCGGUAGCCAGGUCGAGGAGAGCACCGCCGCUAAUGGCGGUAUGACCAAUGGUGGCCCUGUUGUAUGA